AUGGAAGCGAUAUCACCGGUUGACGUGGCGAUGUCCAACACCACCCUCCUUUCCGGCCUCACAGGCUCCGUGCCCCCCACCACACUCACCUCGUACACCGCCACCGCCUUCUCCGCCGACCCACGUGCGCUCUACUCGAGCUUCCUCAUGAUCAUCAUCUCGGAAAUCGGCGACAAGACGUUCCUCAUCGCGGCGAUCCUCUCCAUGCGGCAGAGCAAACUCGUCGUCUUCUCCGGGGCGUUUGCAUCGUUGGCGGUGAUGAGCGUGCUUUCGGCGAUGUUGGGUGUGAUGUUCCCAAGUUUGUUGCCAAGGUCGUGGACGAACGGGUUGGCAGCAGUGUUGUUCGCGGUGUUCGGGGUGAAGAUGUUGAAGGAUGCGAGGGAGAUGAAGGGGGAAGAGAUGGAGGAGGAGUGGAGGGAGGCCGAGAGGGAGAUCGAAGAGCAAGGGGAAGCGGACGAAGGGCAUGAACUCGAUACGCUCGAACAGGGGGACACCGUACAAUCGGCGAAGAAGAAGGAGAAGAAGCUCGGGGGUAUCAAGGAAGGCACUCGAAACUUGUGCGGUCUCUGCUUCUCCCCCACCUUCGCUCAGGCGUUCAUACUCACCUUCCUCGGCGAGUGGGGAGACAGGAGUCAGAUCGCAACGAUAGCGCUAGCCGCAGCCCACAACGUAGCGUUGGUCUGCCUAGGUACUAUCGUAGGUCACGCGUGCUGCACCAGCAUGGCGGUGUUGGCCGGCAGCUGGCUGGCGAGAAGGAUCAGCGUCAAGCAUGUAACACUGGGUGGGGCGGGGUUGUUUUUGCUGUUUGCCGUGGUCUAUGCUUGGGAGGCGUGGAGUGAGGGGGGUGAGGGGUUGGAGGGGGUCGUGGAAGCUGCGAAGGGGGCGGUGGGUGCCGGUGGUUUGGGGGUGUAG
Pseudozyma hubeiensis SY62 is the source of this 912-nucleotide messenger RNA. RefSeq lists its product as hypothetical. Lineage: Eukaryota; Fungi; Basidiomycota; Ustilaginomycetes; Ustilaginales; Ustilaginaceae. The transcript has a single exon. Gene Ontology annotation, biological process: Golgi calcium ion transport; Golgi calcium ion homeostasis; calcium ion transmembrane transport. The record is from RefSeq and is a predicted model, not a curated record. Bases 1 to 912 code for a protein of 303 amino acids. Gene Ontology annotation, cellular component: Golgi apparatus; fungal-type vacuole membrane. Gene Ontology annotation, molecular function: calcium ion transmembrane transporter activity; manganese ion transmembrane transporter activity.